This is a messenger RNA of Impatiens glandulifera, 1272 nucleotides long. RefSeq names its product choline-phosphate cytidylyltransferase 1-like. Gene Ontology annotation, molecular function: choline-phosphate cytidylyltransferase activity; phosphatidylcholine binding. Bases 77 to 958 code for a protein of 293 amino acids. The record is from RefSeq and is a predicted model, not a curated record. Gene Ontology annotation, biological process: CDP-choline pathway. NCBI's taxonomy places the organism in Eukaryota, Viridiplantae, Streptophyta, Magnoliopsida, Ericales, Balsaminaceae. The transcript is spliced from 8 exons.
CCUGAGUUCUGCCGAACCUCCGCUGCUAGGGAAAACCUAAUUGGACGAAUUUUUUCUGUUCAAAGAAAUUGAGGGAAUGGACGUGGAUCAUGAUCAGAGGAACUGCAACAACACUUCAGCAGAUGAACCUGUGAAGGACCGUCCUAUUCGGGUCUAUGCAGAUGGCAUAUAUGAUUUGUUCCACUUUGGACAUGCCCGAUCACUCGAGCAAGCUAAGAAAUCGUUUCCAAAUUCCUAUCUGCUUGUGGGAUGCUGCAAUGAUGAAGUUACUCACAAGUACAAAGGCAAGACUGUCAUGACAGAAGAGGAGCGCUACGAAUCUCUUCGUCACUGCAAGUGGGUAGAUGAAGUUAUUCCAGACGCACCUUGGGUGCUCACACAAGAGUUCAUGGAUAAGCAUCAAAUUGAUUAUGUUGCUCAUGACUCUCUUCCAUAUGCUGAUACAAGUGGUGCUGGGAAAGAUGUUUAUGAGUUUGUCAAGUCCAUUGGAAAAUUUAAGGAGACCAAACGCACAGAAGGAAUCUCAACAUCAGAUUUAAUAAUGAGAAUUGUCAAAGAUUACAACCAAUAUGUGUUACGCAACUUGGAUCGAGGAUACAGUAGAAAAGAACUCGGUGUUAGCUAUGUCAAGGAAAAAAGGUUGAGGGUGAACAGGGGUCUGAAAAAGUUGCAAGAGAAUGUGAAGAAACAUCAAGAGAAAGUGGAGGAAAAGAUACAAAAUGUUAAGAAGUACCGCAAUAUUUGGGUGGAUAAUGCUGAUCGGUUGGUUGCUGGUUUUCUUGAAAUGUUUGAAGAACGCUGCCAUAAAAUGGGAACUGCCAUAAGGGACAGCAUACAAGAACGCCUAUUGAUUAAGGGAAAUACAGAUGAUGAGGAUGAUGAUGAUUACUACGAUGAUGACAAAUAUUAUUACGAAAGCACUGACAAUGAGCACUAUGAAGAUGAAAACUGGGAAUAACAAUCAUUCUUGUUCUGUGGAUUCUCAGGUAAAGUUCACCUCUUCAAGUUUAGCAAUCCCCAGUUUAGACUUUCACUUCACUUUGUGUCAUGGAUAGCUUGUCUAUGGUUGAUGGAGUUGCUGCAGAAAAAAAAAGCAAUAUAGUAUUAUAGAUAUAAAUAUGUAUUUUGAACUUGGGUUUUUUCAUCGGGGACAUGAAAGUCUGGCUUGUUUCUUAAUGUUAUGAAAUUUAUUUGUGUGCUAAGUUGCCGUUUCACACACUAUCUUCUAUCUAUGUUAUCCACCUUGUCAAUGAUAUGUCCAUCUUUGUGCCA